UCCUUCCUUGUUCCGUUUUUAGUCCAAAAACGUCUCUCUCCCGGAUUACAAUAACCAGUCAGCAAUUAUUUCCUUCUUCGUUUUCAGCUCCUUUUAUUGCAAUCUGUAUCUGUCAUCUAGUCAAACUCUGAAUCUUAUUAAAGACCGCAACUUGGUCUUCUUUGUUCUUUUGUUCAAAGACAGUUGCAGAAAGCAAAACCAUGGUUCAGAGGAGUUCUUGCAUACGCAAGCUGGUUCAAUCCUUGCGAGCUGCUUCUUCUUCAUCUAAGCUUGCAGAUUACCGUGGGCUCACUUCUCAGGCUGCGUCUUCUCUGCCAGCAGGAAGUCAACCAUCUGUUUACAGUGACGAUGAGUACGCUGCUGUGGAUUGGGAUAAACUUGGUUUCGGUCUGACGCCAGCUGAUCACAUGUACGUUAUGAGAUGUUUCAAAGACGAGAAUUUUAGAGGAGGACAGCUCAGUCGAUAUGGCAAUAUCGAAUUAAGCCCUUCAGCAGGGGUCUUAAAUUAUGGACAGGGCAUAUAUGAAGGUACGAAAGCUAACAGGACAGAAGAUGGACGCAUUCUUCUGUUCCGUCCAGAGCAAAAUGCAGCUCGCAUGAGGCGUGGCGCUGAACGAAUGUGCAUGCCAUCUCCCUCCAUUGAACAAUUUGUUGAUGCAGUGAAAGAAACUGUGUUAGCUAACAGGCGUUGGGUUCCUCCCCCAGGAAAAGGGUCAUUGUAUGUUAGGCCUCUGCUUUUGGGGAGUGGUCCUAUAUUAGGUUUGGCACCAGCCCCGGAAUAUACAUUUCUUAUUUACGCUUCCCCUGUCCGCAACUACUUCAAGGAAGGUACUGCACCUUUGAACUUAUAUAUUGAUGAAGAAUUUGUUCGGGCUUCUCCUGGUGGAGCAGGAGGCGUGAAGACAAUCACAAACUACGCUCCAGUGCUGAAAGCAAUAGCCAGAGCAAAAAGCAGAGGAUUUUCUGAUGUCCUGUACCUGGAUGCCGUGAAUAGGAAAUAUCUGGAGGAGGUCUCCUCUUGUAAUAUUUUCAUUGUUAAGGGAAAACUUAUUUCAACCCCUGCUUCAAAUGGAACUAUUCUUGGAGGAGUAACUCGGAAAAGUAUCAUUGAGAUCGCCAGGGAUUACGGUUACCAGGUCGAGGAGCGGGCAAUUCCAGUCGAUGAAUUGGUUGAUGCUGAUGAAGUUUUUUGCACCGGAACAGCUGUUGGAGUUGCUUCAGUUGGUAGUAUUACACAUCAGAACAGAAGAAUCGAAUUCAAAACAGAGGGUAGGUUGGUCAGUCAAGAACUGUACUCGACUCUCGUGGGACUACAAACUGGCCGCAUUGAGGACAAAAAAGGAUGGACGGUCGAGAUCCAUUAAGCUCUUUAACGCUUACAAUGUCCCGUAUAUAAUUUCAGUUUAAUUUGCUCUAUUAUAUAGGAGCAGUUUGUAAAUUCCUAUCCCAUUUCCCAUCGCUGUGUAUAGGAGCAUAGGAAUAUGGUCUCCUUUCUACUCAAAUUUAAUAAUUUAUACUACAUUUGAACUGGCAAGUGGCUAUGGAUGCUAUGGCCACUAAAGAAAACUGGUAAUAGAUGUUUCUUUUCCUUUUCAUCUAAUGGAAAGUUUGGUUUGGCUUCAGCUA
Theobroma umbraticum is the source of this 1626-nucleotide messenger RNA. Its product is annotated as branched-chain-amino-acid aminotransferase 2, chloroplastic-like. Gene Ontology annotation, biological process: branched-chain amino acid metabolic process. Lineage: Eukaryota; Viridiplantae; Streptophyta; Magnoliopsida; Malvales; Malvaceae. Gene Ontology annotation, molecular function: branched-chain-amino-acid:2-oxoglutarate transaminase activity. The record is from RefSeq and is a predicted model, not a curated record.